Molecule: messenger RNA, 1386 nt
Organism: Aspergillus ochraceoroseus IBT 24754
Lineage: Eukaryota; Fungi; Ascomycota; Eurotiomycetes; Eurotiales; Aspergillaceae
Exons: 4
Coding region: 54-1202 (382 amino acids)
Biological process (GO): DNA recombination; double-strand break repair
Cellular component (GO): nucleus
Molecular function (GO): DNA binding
Source: RefSeq, a predicted model, not a curated record
UCCAUCCUCACCAAUUCUUUCCCCUCCUCUUCCCUCUUAUUAGCAUUCCCAUAAUGUCGCAAACAGAUAGAAACGUGUCCCCCCGAGUUCUACACAUUCGUAGAUCCGAUGAAGCUGAAUCGUACGUCCUGCUCCGUGUUUCGCGCUCCGAUUCCACCGCGCUCGAAUUGAACAUCACCGCGACAGAGGGAGAAAGCCCGUAUACUACAACGCUACGACAGUCUCACCUCAAAAACUCCUGCUCCAAGAACUUCCAAGGAAGUGCCGAGGAAUGGAAGGAUAUAGUUCUCUAUGUCUUCGGUCUCCUCAAAGAACCGGCCAGGAAAUCCGAUCUCCUCGCUGGCAUUGAAAUCUCAGCUAGUAUAAAUGGAUCCGGAGAUGAAGACAAGGAGAUGGUUAUCACGGUGCGGAAAAGGAUACAAGCUAUUACUCAAAGAUUGGGCUCAAUUACUCUUUCGCAGGAUGACGAGCAAGCUAUUGAACUCUUUGAAUGGUCAAAUAUAGCCAUUUCAAGAGCAGAUGCCCUGGAAAAGAGCUUGGAUUCGUUGCUCGAUCGUUACCGUGCCGCCGAGGAGACCAUCAACUUGCUUAACAGACAGCUCGAGGAAUUCAUCACUUCAAAAAAUCAACAUGAGGAUCAACUCAUGGCUGAUUUCGUACGGCUAUUGAACGAAAAGAAGCUUAAGAUCCGAAACCAACAGCGCUUGCUAGCUUCCACAAAUGUAGAUCCUGAAAAACUUUCCGAGAUGGAAGAAACGACGACAACUAGCCGCCUCAAGCCGAAUGCGAAGAAAGGAUCAAAACGCUCUGCUGCAGCAAUUAACGAUAGCGAUUCGGAAAGCGAAGGCGGAUUCGAGAAAAUGGAAGUUGAUAAUGCCGCGCAGAAAGCUGCCGAUGGCGACGAGGACGAGACAGAUGAUGAUGACGAUGGAAGAUUGACGCCGCAGCCGCUGGAAGAUGAUGAUAACACUACCUCUGACGAAGAAGGGUUUGGCUCACCGGUUGAGGCCCCAAAGGGAGACAAACCGGGACGACAGGAAGUAUCAAGUCGCGUUGAAGCAAAGUCUCCACCACCACGAAGGGAGCUGCCUUUUAUUAACAGAAAGGCGCAGAAAGUGCACAAAGAUGCGUCUUUACAGCCGCCCCGGAUUGAACGAGAUGCAGAUGAAACUGGAGGAGAGACGGAUGAUGAUGAAUUAUAGCGCUCCGCUCUUAGCUGUACUGACUGAAAUAGUAAAAUACUACCCUUUAAGCUGUGACCCUUUUCUAGUUUAUUCCCCAAUGCAUGAGCACAAUGUUAAAUUUGGAGGUGUCAUGGAUGCUUAGUUAAUAGGUGCGACUUGAAUAUAGACCUUUUCAAGGGGAAAUAUGUUCAACAUGCCGUCU